Ictalurus furcatus (blue catfish) is the source of this 6476-nucleotide messenger RNA. It is a transcript of the gene nisch, whose product is annotated as nischarin. The record is from RefSeq and is a predicted model, not a curated record. The transcript has 22 exons. Gene Ontology annotation, cellular component: cytoplasm. Gene Ontology annotation, molecular function: integrin binding; protein kinase binding; phosphatidylinositol binding. Bases 557 to 4861 code for a protein of 1434 amino acids. Lineage: Eukaryota; Metazoa; Chordata; Actinopteri; Siluriformes; Ictaluridae.
GGAGCAUGGCUGUGGGGAUUUGCUCAUUCAGCCAUGAGAGCGUUAGUGAGGUCAGGCACUGAUGUCUGCUGAGGAGGCCUGGGGUGCAGUUCAUCCCAAAGGUGUUCAGCGGGGUUGAGGUCAGGGCAGCACACUCGAGUUCUUCAACGCCAACCUUGACACACCAUCUCAUGGAGCUUGCUUUGUGCACAGGGCCAUGAUCAUGCCAGAACAGGUUUUGGCCUCUUAAUUGAAGCAUCCAGAUGCAUUCUAGACGAUUGUGUGCUUUAAAAGUUGUGUCAACAGCUUGAGGAAGUUCAAUAUAUCUUACAGACUUUGGUCUAGGUGGAGCUGCAACACUCCAGUACAUCAGUCGGCGCUGUUGCACAUCAUUUUUUAGACCCUAAACUACAAGAGAAGAUGGAAAUGAUCUGUUAUCUCGUGGAAUCACAGCAGACAUGGAAGGGACUGAAUGUUUUCUCUGCAGAUCUCAUGACCCGUGUAUGCAUUAGACGUAUAUUGUCGUUCUCCAGGUUUUCUAUAAUGGUGUAGCGCAGUUUUUUUUAACCUGGUGAAAAUGGACUGUGCGGCGUUUACGGAGCAAAACACAGAAAGAAGUGUUUGUAUCGUUGGGUCGGAACUAGUGGAGAACUACACGGUUUACAUAAUUGAGGUGAAGGUUGGGGAACACCGGUGGACUGUAAAGCAUCGCUACAGUGACUUCUAUGAACUGCAUGAAAAGCUCACUUCGGAGAAGAAGAUUGAUAAACAUCUGCUGCCUCCUAAGAAGAUAAUUGGUAAAAAUUCCAAAACUCUUGUGGAAAAGAGGCAGAAGGAGCUGGAGGUGUAUCUGCAAACUUUGCUCAACCGAUUCCCUGUGGCUGUACCAAAGGUUUUAUCCAUCUUUCUACACUUCCAGUUGUAUGAAAUCAAUGGCAUCGCUGCUACCCUUGCAGAAGACCUGUACCACACAGGUGAGCAGUUGUUAGUUGCUGGUGAGGUUUUCCUCCUGAGGCCACUGCAGCUCUAUGCCAUCACCCAGCAGCUGAAGCUGGCCAAACCCAACUGCUCCAAUGGAGAUGCCAAGGCAGAUCUUGGCCAUAUACUGGACUUUGCCUGCAGACUCAAAUAUCUCAAGAUCCCUGGGACGAUAGGAGUUGUGGGUACCAGCAAUAUUGCGGAGCACAGUCUACCGUUUGACCUUUCCGUCUUUAAAUCCGUGCUCCAGAUUGAGAUAAAUGAUUGCAGUUCAGGACAAAUACGGGGACUUCCUGCAUUGAAGCCCACUCUGGUUACACUCAGUAUUCAUCGUUCAGCUGCGUCCAUGAAGGAAAUUUUAGUUCCCGAAGCUGCCGAGUUUGCCAAGUGGGAACCUGAAGGCGUGGACAUCGACUGUGCAGUGACUGCAAUCAUUCCAACCUGGAAGAUACUGACCACCCUGGACAUGAGCCACAAUAACAUCUACUGCAUUGACGAGUCUGUGAAAUUGAUUCCUGCAGUCGAAUUCCUUGAUCUUGGACACAAUUUCCUGUCAUUGGUGGAAAAUCUCCAGUAUCUAUACAAUCUAGUGCACUUGGACCUGUCCUAUAACAAGCUUACAGUCCUUGAAGGUGUUCACACUAAACUGGGCAACAUCAAGACGCUGAAUUUGGCGGGGAAUCAGCUUGAAACCCUUUCUGGUCUCAGUAAACUUUAUUCUCUUGUGAACCUGGACUUGAGCGGUAACAGAUUAGCACAGUUGGAUGAAAUAAAGUACAUUGGAAUGUUGCCCUGUUUGGAAAAACUCUCCCUUGCCACCAACCCCAUGUGCAUCAUUCCUGACUACAGAACUAAAGUUCUGGCACAGUUCUGCGACCGAGCAUCAGAGGUUUGUUUAGACGGCACAGUAACCACUGAGAAGGAGUUGGACACUGUCGAAGUGCUGAAAGCCAUUCAGAAAGCCAAAGAAGCGAAAGACAGAAUGGCAAACGCUGAAAAAAAGAUUAGUGAUGUCCCCAGACAGACUGACGCAGGGCUGAAUCCCUCAUCGUCCAGCUCUGUCGCUGCACCACAGUCUUCCUAUUCUUCUUCUUCUUCUUCUUCUUCUUCUUCUCCGCUCCACUGUGCCAGCUCCAGCCAAGAAAUAGCUUGCAAAGAUGACUCCUUUCUUACCAAAGAGAUAUUGACUCAUGUGGAUUCUACACCUACCCAGAGAUGCUGUAAUAACUAUCCCACAGUCUGUGAGGUUACGCCUCAGAUCCAUCAAGUUAUAAGGUCCUCUCCUGUGUGCAGCCUGCUUCAGGUCACCCUACAGAUUUUUAAUUGGAUUCAGGUUAGAACUCAACCUACUUCCUGUUCAUCUUCAGAGAUCAAUUCUGAGCAGAAGCAUGAAAGUUCUGGCUGCUUUUACUGUGAAGAAAACCAGGAAUCCUGGACCAACAGAUGCUCCACACCAGUGCUACCCUUCUCUUAUUUGUCCUACACCAUCACCAACUUGGACUUCGUUAUCCGGCUUUCUGAUUUGAUCUGGCGAACAGAUAUGGAGAGUAAAACAUCCAGCGAAUGCAGGACAUCCUCUGUGGAUGUGACCGAGCAGGGCAGCCCUGAUUCCGGGGGCAGUUACUUUGAGAUGGGCCCAGAUCACAGUGAUGAGAUCAUGGGCUGCUCUUCCUCUUCCACACUUCAGGACAGUGAAUCCGAGAGUGUGGAAAGCUCAAGUGUUCAGAUAAAUCUUAUCGUGUGGUCUCACAGCAUCAUUGUGGGCCAAGAUGGAGGUCUGAAUCAGAUGCCGUGCUGUUUGGCUGCAACGGAUAAAGCGCUGGUGGUUUUUCAGACAAGGUCCAAAGAGACUCCACAUAAUUUAGAGGAGCUAAUGGACUGCAUUAAAGUAGCACUGAUGGUGCCAUAUUCAGACAUGGAGGCAUUUUGGUUUGCCAUUCCAGACACUUGCAUCUCCUUAAGGUUGAAGUUCAGCGCCACCCGAUGGUAUUUCUUCUCAGAUGGACAAAAUUUGAUGGAGAUCCAUUCUCAUGUGAACUUGCUUCUGGAUAGAACUCAAAGUGAACGUAUCAGUGGACAGUCUAAUGUCCAGUCAUUUAUUCAGCAGUUUCUAAAUUCCUGGGAAAUCGAAGAGAAUGAUAGCGGAGUGAAAAGUGGAUACAUAGCUCACGUCCUGGACCGUGCCUCGUUGGUUCAAACAAGUCAAAAGAGCACUGUUCCCUCGGACAUUUUAUCUCCAGUCCAUGCAAGCCACACCUCCAUCCCAUUACUUCUGUUCCUCACAACACGACAUCUCUGUGUGCUCAAGGUCGAUUUUGUGGCCAUGGCGUCAAAACCCAAUGGAAAUUGCAUACGCUCUUGCGCCAAGUUCACCAGAAUUCCACUCGCAUCUACAUUGCUGAACCCCAAGCAGAGUCGAACUGGACAAAGCAGUUCAGUCACUCAUCGCUUUUGUGAUGUCCAUGUUUUAGAACUCCUGGCAGGGCAUGAGCGCCUAGCUGCCAUUUUCGCUCUUCCCCAUGACAAGUUUCUGUUUCUGAAGCAGUUUGCUCAGCUCCGCGCCAGUCUUCAAGACAUCAAGACCAUCGCUCUUCUACAGACCAGUAAACGCCACCUCAGACUGAACAGCACAACACCUAGCAAGGCUACCAAGAAAAAGAGUCUUUCUCAGGACAUGCAGAAGCCCCAUUUAACCCUGUCUCUGCUCAACCCUGGAGACUCGCUUAUCCAGCAGCUCUCGGAUGAAAACCAGUGUCCGUCCCACCUAUCUCUGUCUUCAGCCCUGCGUCACCUUUCCUCAUUGAGGGGCAAGGAAGUUAUAAUCUUCUUCCAUGAUAACAUCGCAGAGGUGGAGAAUGAAGAGCUGAGGCACAUCUUGUGGACAUCUGUCCUCUUCUACAAAUCCCCGGAUGUGGAGUUGACUGCCUGCGUUAUGAUGUCUACCAAAGCUGUUUACUUUAUCCUGGAUGACGUCGCGUCCACGCUCAGUGAUCAAGCUUUGAUGUGGAGCUGGCACCCGUUAGACCACAAGGACACGGAUUUCCUCAUCUCUUUUUGCUUUGCGAUGAAGCUGAAUGAGCUGCAGAGUGUGAACGUGGGACUGUUUGAUCAGUACUUCAGAGUGGUGGGACCCUUUCCGGAGCACAUCAUCACAUGCCUGACCAGAGACAGCUACAGCACACACCACUUUCUUCAGCAGCUGAUGAGCGUGCUGUCUUUACUGGAGAAAGCGCCCUCACCAGAGCCCUCAGACCAAGACUUCUACACACAGUUCGGCAAGAAGAGCACAGGCAAAAUGGAGAACUACGAGCUGGUGCACUCAAGUCGGGUGAAGUUUGUCUACCCGAGUGAGGAGGAGAUCGGUGACUUGACCUUCAUUGCAGCAGAGAGGAAAGGCCCUCAGGGACCUGCACACUCAUUUAAUGUCCUCUUCUACGCCCUGGUGUUCCAGGUGCAGAGCGGCCCGGCUGCGAAGGCCGAGCUGCAUCCGAAGAGCCUUGUCUUGAGCAGCACGCACGUCUUCCUACUGGACGAGGACUAUAUCAGCUACCCCUUGCCCCAGUUUGCCAAAGAGCCGCCACAGAGGGACAAGUACAGGCUUACGGACGCCCGCCGGAUACGAGACCUGGACCGUGUGCUCAUGGGAUACCAGCCGUACCCACAGGCACUCACACUGGUCUUUGAUGACGUGCCUGGACCUGAUCUGCUGUGCCAUCUGACCAUGGACCAUUUCUCAGAUGAGAAGGAGAGGAAGCGGAUGCAGGGUGGUGAUGGCGCUGAAAGUGAAAUACAGUGGUGUAUUUUUGUGCCCGGUGCAGACAGCAGAGAGAGACUGAUCUCACUUCUGGCACGGCAAUGGGAAACGCUGUGCAGCCGGGAACUUCCGCUAGAGCUCACGGGCUAAUGAAAGGUAAUAGAAAAACAAACCUAGAAAGACUGUCUAAAAGGUGACUGGGCUUUGUCUUUGCUUCAGUUUUAGUCUCAGCUUUAGUUUUGUUUUUUGAAGGCUUCAGUCUUCAGGGUCGGGUAAUAUGGCAUAAAUGAUAAUGACAAUAUUAUUCAACAAAGUGACUGAACUCACCAGCAUAACAGUUAAUGACCUGUAAAAAUGUAUGCAUUUAACAAUGUAACAAAGGAGAUGCAGCAGAAAAGAAAUAAAAUAUGGUCAUAACAGUCUAACAUCAGUUCAGAUACUUCAGUUUGACAUCCAUGCUCUCUGCAAUUGGUCCUAAUUUCUUUUGUCAGUACGUUUAUUUCCUACAGCAUUAUUAAUGUCUAAACCUUUUGCGCAUAGAUACAAAUUAUGAUGUUUUACUACAGAGACAGCAGCCUUAAUUACUCUAUCCAUAAUAGUACCUGCUUAAUCAGGCAACAGAUAAGGAACGUUGCAUUCUGGCUGUCCUUCAGUGUCAUCACACGCCAUCACUUUUAGCUCACAUGACCGUUGUGCUGCUAACCUGACGAUGAAUUCUGAACUAGCUAUCCAAGCCUACCUUGCAAAUUUGCCUUAAAGGUGCAAUAGUUGAUUUUUUUUUUUUUAAAUAUUUUUUUAUUCCUUACUUGUACAAAUAACCUGGAAGAUGAUGAUGAUAAAGUUUUGCUAAGGCCAUGGCUUAACCCAGUGUUUACUAAUUUGCUGGGAAAACCCGUUUGGAAAACUGACUUCUGGUCUGGCAUGCUCGUUUGUGUGUCUGGAUGCGCCUGUCAGUAUUUUUAUAGACUAUAUAUGGGUUAGCAAGAUCCUGGGGGUGGAGCUUUGUGAACUUGGGCGGGGGAGGAAGAAAAAAAAUAAUUCAUAUUUUGUAUCUUACCUAGUACACCUUUAAUGGCUUGCAAGUUAACCAGAUAAACUAACUACCUAAUAUGUAAGAUUAUAUUAACUAAUUUUAAUCACAGAACAACUUCUAGGAAUCUGACAAUUUAUAGGAAUUUUAUUUUAUUUUAUUUAUUUUUUUUUUUGUAAAUAAUACUCCAAGCAGUGCUUGCAACACCUUCAGUUAGGUCAGUCGUGCAAGUAUGGUCUUAAUUGUUGGGUUGUUUCAUGAACAACUUAUAAAACUACCUAAAUAUUUAGAUUUUUUUGCUUACAUUUUCUACUAAAAUUAAUAGUUUUUACUAAUUUUAUUUUAUUGCCCAACUCUAUCUGACGAUACCCGUCAUAAGGACAAUGCAACCAAUUGUUUUGGAGUAAUGAUACGAUCAUAUCGAUAACCGCUGUUUUCUUCGUGUACUGGUGAGUCACGGCAGCCCAGUCUUUCAUAAUAUUGAGUAUUAUGCAACUAUUAAUGAAGCCCCUGUCUUUACUAAAGAAAUAUUUUCAAGAUCUAGAUUUUCAAGAUCCAAGUCCAGAUACUCUGAAUCCAUUUCCUAGACCUGCAACAUAGGCUGGAUAACAGAAAACCUUCAAAAGCUAAAACUAAAGCAAAAAAAAGCUGAAGCUAAAACAUUGGAUGUAGUACAAAGGAAGGAAAGAAAAAUCCGACCAGUUUACAUUCACACACACACACACACACACACAC